Messenger RNA from Amphimedon queenslandica, 787 nucleotides. RefSeq names its product serine/threonine-protein kinase pkn1-like. Lineage: Eukaryota; Metazoa; Porifera; Demospongiae; Haplosclerida; Niphatidae. The transcript is spliced from 5 exons. Gene Ontology annotation, biological process: protein oxidation. The record is from RefSeq and is a predicted model, not a curated record. The coding region runs from base 397 to 777 and encodes 126 amino acids. Gene Ontology annotation, molecular function: formylglycine-generating oxidase activity.
CAGUAUACACUAAGCAAAUUUUCAUACCGCCCUUAGUUUAGAUAGUCAGUGUAUAGGGUUAUCUGAAAAACAAAAUGGAGCUUUUUUUCUGUUAAUUGUCAUUUUAGAGUUCCUGCAUUUGAAGCAACUCAGUAUCUUAUUACUAACAAAGAGUUUCUUGACUUUGUUGCUGAUGGUGGAUACAGUACUAAGAAAUACUGGACUGAUGAAGGUUGGCAAUGGGUUCAGUUCAGGCAGCCAAGGCAUCCAUUGUUUUGGGUCUGUACUGAUGAAUGCAAGUCUAACUGUGGAUCCAUUCUCUCCGAUUACUCUCACUGUAACAAUGAGAGUAAUGGUGUGACCAAUGGGAGCACCCAUUCGAAGUACAAGUAUCGUGCUUUGUAUGAUGUCAUUGAUAUGCCCUGGGAUUGGCCAGUUGAUGUUAACUAUCAUGAGGCAAAGGCAUACUGCCGUUGGAAAGGGGCGGAGUUUAGACUACCGACUGAAGCCGAGCACCAGAUCAUGAGAGGAGAUGAUCCAUUGUCUUCAAAAUAUAGCUGUGACCCCAUCAAUCGCAAGGACUUUCUUUGCAACUUUAACUUUGCUUAUGGCUCUUCAACGCCUGUCAAUUUUUAUCCUGCCAAUCCCAAAGGUUUUUAUGAUCUCUAUGGCAACGUAUGGGAAUGCACUGAGGACCAUUUCAAUGGCUUCCCUGGCUAUGAAUCUCAUUACCUCUAUGACGAUUUCUCCUCUCCUUGCUUUGAUGGGAGGCAUAACAUGAUACAGGUAAAUCAUUGAGUAUUUGCAU